GUGGACGGACAGAUCCUUAUCACCUGCAUCUACAGCCGAGGGUCAGUAAACACUUGCCGUUUACAGAAAGUUUAGGAAUUUCAGAGCAUAAAUUUCUCUCCGCAUUCCGAGAGUGGCAGCAGUCAACAGAAGUUACUGUAAGGAGCGGGAGAGGAGUUUGCGCGUGGACAUUGCUGGAGAGUUGCUUUUCAGUGUAAAAACGAGGCUCGAGCUCCCAAAGGUUUUUCACUACAGGAGAAUGCUUUGACAAGUCUGACGUCUUCAGGAUGAAGUAACAUAUGAGCGAGCGUCUUCCCAGCUUCUGGAAGCCUGCAGCCGAGCCCUUCACACAACCAACCAACCAACCAACCAAUCAGCCAUGCAGCCACAUAUGAUUGACAGCAACUGGACCUCCCCCUCCGCCUCCUCAGCCAAUGAGACGCCGCUGUGCUACUCCAUCAGCAGCCCGCCCUACAACUACACGAGCACGCUGGCGUCGGCGUACUUCUCUGCGGUGUUCAGCGGGCUGGGCCUGAGCUCCAACCUGUUCGCCCUGGUGGUGCUGCUGCGGGCGCUCUCUCUGCGCUGCGCCGCGCGGUCCGCCUCUCGGCCCGGCUCUCGACCGCCACGCUCCUCGCGCUCCUCCUUCCUCAUCUUCCUCUGCGGCCUCGUCUUCACCGACUUCAUGGGCCUGAUGGUCACCGGCUCCAUAGUGGUCUCGUUCCACGCCACGCAGUUCAACUGGCGCCGGCUGGACCCGCACUGCCACUUCUGCAACUUCAUGGGCACGUCCAUGGUGUUCUACGGGCUGUGCCCGCUCCUGCUGGGCGCCGCCAUGGCCGUGGAGCGCUUCAUGGGCAUCAACAGGCCCUUCUCGCGCUCGGGCAACAUGUCGCGGCGCCGCGCCUGCCUGAUGGUGGCGCUGGUGUGGCUGUUUGCGGGCACCGUGGCGCUGCUCCCCCAGGCGGGCGUGGGCAGCUACCACAUCCAGUACCCGGGCUCCUGGUGCUUCCUACGCAUCAGCGCCGAGCUCGGACGCGACCUCACCUUCUGCCUGGUGUUCUCGCUGGUGGGGCUGCUGUCGCUGGCCACGUCCUUCCUGCUCAACACGGUCAGUGUGGUCACUCUGCUGCGCGUGUGCUGCGGGCCGGACGCGGUCCAGAGGCGGCGGGACCACGAGGUGGAGAUGAUGGUGCAGCUCAUCUUCAUCAUGCUCAUCGCCUCCGUCUGCUGGUGCCCUCUGCUGAUGUAUAUUCUCAUGAGUGCCCUGUUGGGGGCGCCAGUGAAACCUGACUACAUUCUGUUCGGCCUGCGUUUGGCCACCUCCGCCACGUGGAACCAGAUCCUGGAUCCCUGGGUCUACAUCCUGUUCCGACGUUCCGUCCUGAAGCACGUCUACCCGCCCAUGGACUGGUCCCGCGGCUCCAUCCUCUCCCUCUACACCUCCGUCCGCAAGCUCACGCGCGCUUCACUGGGGCCCGAGGGGGGGGGCCAAGGGGAGCGAACAGUCCCCCACGCCCCCUCAGACCAACCCCCCAGCUGACCAGUCCUGAGUGGACACACACACACACACACACACACAUGCCUCCCUGCUCCUGGACACACAUAGAGACUGACAGGCCUCAUGAGAGGACAGUGUUUACUGUAUGUGUGAGGGGGUGAGCCUGUGGAACACUUUCUGUGCUUUUUAGAUGUUAAUUGUUUGUGAGCUUCAAUUUGAGUUUGUUUGGGUUCAUUCCCUCCGGCGGUGGAGCGUUUUGUCCCUAUUGGAGGGCGGUAGGCCGGUGAAAGUGUUUAUGUGACCGUGCGGGAACGUAAGCAGCUGUCAUCAUGGCCAUCUGGAGCCCAUCUCAGCCCGUCCUGCACCCUCACCACUAACGAGCUCCACUCUCCACAGUCUGGUCAUGGCCACGUCAGGUGUGUGUGUGUGUGUAUGUGUGUGUGUGUGUGUGUGUGAGUGU
This is a messenger RNA of Alosa alosa (allis shad), 1940 nucleotides long. It is a transcript of the gene tbxa2r, whose product is annotated as thromboxane A2 receptor. Gene Ontology annotation, cellular component: plasma membrane. The record is from RefSeq and is a predicted model, not a curated record. Gene Ontology annotation, biological process: inflammatory response; positive regulation of blood pressure; adenylate cyclase-activating G protein-coupled receptor signaling pathway. Gene Ontology annotation, molecular function: thromboxane A2 receptor activity. Lineage: Eukaryota; Metazoa; Chordata; Actinopteri; Clupeiformes; Clupeidae. Bases 359 to 1522 code for a protein of 387 amino acids. The transcript has 4 exons.